GAGCCCACCCGGCCGCGCCCGGACAAUACCCGGCGCGCUGGGGACUAUGCCCGCGCCGGUGCCGCCCCCGCUCCGCGCAGCCCUGGCCGCCAGGCCCUAAGAGUCGGUCCUGCCCCGCGCUGCACCGCCCACGGACCUCGCGGGAGAUGGAGGUCCUGGCGACAGACACUGUGUCCCAGCAGGAGCGGCUUCAGGUCAUCGCAGAGAAGCGCAGGAAGCAGGCUGAGAUCGAGAGCAGACGGAGACAACUGGAAGAUGACCGGAGACAGCUGCAGCACCUCAAGUCCAAGGCACUGCGGGAACGCUGGCUGCUAGAGGGGACGCCGUCCUCGGCCUCUGAGGGCGAUGAGGACAUGAGGAAGCAGAUGCAGGAGGAUGAGCAGAAGGCCCGGGUCCUGGAGGAGUCCAUUGCCAGGCUCGAGAAAGAAAUUGAUGUCCUGGAGUUUGGAGAGGCAGCACCAGCCGCCCCAAAGGAGAACUCCGCAGCCCGCAGCCCAGUCUGGCCCCCGUCUGCAAGCCCAGCCAAGGAAGAACAAAAAUCAGAUGCCCUGGUGAAUUCUCAGCAGAUGCCGCUGGGCACCCCGAAAGAGAAUUGCAUGUCCUCCACACCAGUGCGGACUCCGGGGGGAUCCACCAUGAUGAAGGCAGCAAUGUACUCGGUGGAGAUCACGGUGGAGAAGGACAAGGUGACCGGGGAGACCAGGGUGCUGUCCAGCACCACACUGCUCCCCCGGGACCCACUCCCUCAGGGCGUGAAAGUCUACGAGGACGAAACAAAAGUGGUCCAUGCCGUGGAUGGCAUCGCUGAGAACGGAAUCCAGCCGCUGAGCUCCUCCGAGGUGGAUGAACUCAUUCACAAGGCCGAUGAGGUCACGCUGAGCGAGGCAGGGUCCACAGCCGGGCCAACGGAGCCUCGGGGACUCGCAGAGGAUGCCGCCAGGACCACACCGGCAAGGCGGGAGAUUACCGGAGUUGUGGCCCAGCCAGGAGAGGCCACGUCAGGCCCACCAGGCAUCCAGCCCGGGCAGGAGCCCCCGGUAACCAUGGUCUUCAUGGGUUAUCAGAAUGUGGAAGACGAAGCAGAGACCAAGAAGGUACUGGGCCUGCAGGACACCAUCAAGGCUGAGCUGCUGGUGAUCGAAGACGCAGCCACCACCCCCAGGGAGCCGGCCCCACUCAAUGGCAGUGCGGCUGAGCUCCCAGACACCAAGGAAGAGAACCAGACCGGGCCCGCAGCCACUCCCAGUGAUGCCCAGGAUCUUGACAUGAAGAAGCCUCGCUGCAGAUGCUGUUCUGUCAUGUGACC
Messenger RNA from Arvicola amphibius (Eurasian water vole), 1306 nucleotides. RefSeq names its product paralemmin (gene Palm). Gene Ontology annotation, biological process: negative regulation of adenylate cyclase activity; positive regulation of filopodium assembly; regulation of cell shape. Lineage: Eukaryota; Metazoa; Chordata; Mammalia; Rodentia; Cricetidae. Gene Ontology annotation, cellular component: membrane. The coding region runs from base 147 to 1304 and encodes 385 amino acids. The record is from RefSeq and is a predicted model, not a curated record. The transcript is spliced from 9 exons.